AUGGAUGCCGUGAACAAGAUAGUCACUUUGUUGUUUCUCAUAGUUCACGGGACUUUGGGAGCAAAUUACACACAGCUUUUGGAUUUCUAUUCCGCGACCAUCACAAGUGGCGCUUACAAUAGCAAGGUUUUCCCGCGGGAUACCCAGGCUGAUGUUAUAAACGUUGAUAUGAUAUUCUAUCUUUCGUCCAUUAAAGAAUUCGACGAGGUUGCAGGGACGCUUGAGUUAAUCGGUAUCCUAAAGAUAACAUGGACUGACCAGCUGAUAGGAGACCAGUACAACUGGGCAAUACACGGAAACAUCAGUGAUAUUCUCAUCUCUUCCUCCAAUAUAUGGGUCCCUACCGUCACCGUAUUUAACUCCGUCUCCAAGAUUAAAGUGGUCGGAGACGUAACCAACAAGAUUCGCUGUAACCAGGUUACUGGUGCGAUGGAGUGGUGGCCCGGAAUCGUGCUGAAGACAGGAUGCAAUGUCGACGCCUCUAACUUUCCGUUUGACAAACAAGAGUGUAAGGUAACUUUUACAAAUUGGGGAUACAGGAAUACAGAGGUGCGUUUUGCUAUCUCGUCUAACGAAGUAAAUUUGGAUAAUUACCGAGAUAACGAAGAAUGGAGUAUUGAGAAAACUGUCCUGGAGACAGAAGACGUCAACAGCAUCAAUUAUGCCACAUUUACCCUGACUCUGGCCAGACGUUCUCUCUUCUUUCUCGCGAAUUUGGUGUUUCCAAUCCUUAUUCUGAGUCUCCUUAACGCUAUUGUCUUUCUACUUCCGCCAGCGACAGGAGAAAGAAUCUCUUAUUCUAUCACAGCUUUCAUGUCCUUUGCAGUGUAUUUGACUUUGACUUCUGAGAACUUGCCGCGGACGUCGGAGCCGUUGUCCAUCCUAUGUGUGUAUCUCAUGAUUAUGACCUGUAUUAGCGCUGGAACUGCACUUUUCACAAUCACAACGCUCCGGGUUUUUCACACAGAGGAGGAAGAGAAAAUACCGGACAGACUGGCCACCAUCGUCGCCGUCUUAAAUUGCAAAAUAUGUAAGGACGAAGAUGACGACGACGACGAAAUGGAGAUAUUUGCUAUAAAAACGCCAGAUCCUCUAGAUUCUAAAAAUGCACCAUUAGAUAUGGUUGACCCUGGGGCCGACCUUGGUGACAACGAAAAGGCGCCGUUACCGGACGACGACGACGAGGCUGUAGAUGACGAGGAAAAUGAAGAAAAAGAAAUCGUGAAAGGUAAAUACGGUGUAGAUUGGAAGCUUAUUUCGGCCACUCUGGACUUUUUAUUCUUCCUCGUAUUUGUGGCUGGGAAUGCUCUCAUCACUUUCUUCUUCCUCGUACCGUUAGCAGCCACAAUGUAA
Messenger RNA from Ylistrum balloti, 1353 nucleotides. Its product is annotated as acetylcholine receptor subunit beta-like. Gene Ontology annotation, molecular function: transmembrane signaling receptor activity; extracellular ligand-gated monoatomic ion channel activity; neurotransmitter receptor activity. NCBI's taxonomy places the organism in Eukaryota, Metazoa, Mollusca, Bivalvia, Pectinida, Pectinidae. The record is from RefSeq and is a predicted model, not a curated record. Gene Ontology annotation, biological process: monoatomic ion transmembrane transport; nervous system process; chemical synaptic transmission. The coding region runs from base 1 to 1353 and encodes 450 amino acids. The transcript has a single exon. Gene Ontology annotation, cellular component: synapse; membrane; neuron projection.